Pseudomassariella vexata is the source of this 504-nucleotide messenger RNA. RefSeq names its product Redoxin. Gene Ontology annotation, molecular function: thioredoxin peroxidase activity. Bases 1 to 504 code for a protein of 167 amino acids. The record is from RefSeq and is a predicted model, not a curated record. Gene Ontology annotation, biological process: cellular response to oxidative stress; hydrogen peroxide catabolic process; cell redox homeostasis. NCBI's taxonomy places the organism in Eukaryota, Fungi, Ascomycota, Sordariomycetes, Amphisphaeriales, Pseudomassariaceae. The transcript is spliced from 3 exons. Gene Ontology annotation, cellular component: mitochondrion; cytoplasm; peroxisome.
AUGACUACCCUCAAAGCUGGAGAUUCCUUCCCCGAGGGCGUGGCCUUCACCUACAUUGCUCCGGCCCCGGAGACUAGCGAGUUCUCUGCCUGUGGUAUGCCCAUCAAGUACGACGCAAGCAAAGAGUUCAAGGACAAGAAGGUUGUCCUGUUCGCUCUCCCAGGCGCUUUCACCCCAACAUGCUCGGCCUCGCAUGUCCCCGGCUACGUCGCGAAGCUUGCCGAGUUCAAGGCCAAGGGUGUUGAUCAGAUCAUCUGCCUUGCUUACAACGAUGCCUACGUCAUGUCCGGCUGGGGCAAGGCAAAUGGCGUUAAGGAUGAUUCAAUUCUGUUUAUGUCCGACGAGGGUGCCAAGUUCAGCAAGAGCAUUGGCUGGAUCGCGGGAGAGCGCACCAACCGCUACGGCAUCAUCAUCGAUCACGGCAAGGUUGUCUACGCUGAACUGGAGCCUCACCUUCAGGCUCUUGAGGUUUCCAGCGCCGACGCUAUCCUAGCCCAGCUUUAA